UGCAUAAACACUUUUUUAUUAUUCUUGUUAAACUUUAUUUUAUAUUCAUAUACUUAUUGAUAAAAUCUCCUUUAAUUCCUAAUUUGUACUUUUUAACAUUCUUUGUCUACAUUCAUACACACAUACAUGAAAGCUUGGGAUUAUUUAUCGGGCUGGACAAACUUUGCUUUGCCAAAGAGGAUUCAGAAGCAUUUAUAUAAAUUUGUAUUAAGAAAAGCCAUUGGACAAUUCUUACAAAAGGAACUUGAUCUCGAAAACUUUGAUUUAGCACUUAUAAAUGGUAAUUUGGAAUUAAGAGAUCUAGAUUUGAAUUUACAAUUUAUAAACAAAUUACUAAUGGAUACACCUUUUAUACUUGAAAAAGGAAGUCUGGCAAUGAUAAAGGCAUCUAUACCUUGGUCAAAGCUUUUAAGCGGCGAUAUUUCAUUCAAGAUUCAAGGAUUACAUUUAACUUUUUGUCCAACCAAGAAGACGAAAAAACCAUCAACAGCAAAGGAGGAUGUCGAACAUAUUAUGUCAUCUUCUUUGCAUUUUGCAGAUGAUUUCCUUAGAACUGAAGUUGACAGUCAAGAAGAGUUUCAAGAAUCAUUCCAGCAACGAGAAGAGGGACUUGAGGUACUUACCAAAGUGAUUGAUAAAAUGCUUUCAAGAGUGAAGGUCGAUAUGAUCGAUACACUUGUACGUAUUACACACAAAUCAUCUGUAUUAUCAGCAUCAGUGGAUAUAUCUAUACCAAGGAUAUCUUAUUUUGAUGAAACUCCUGAAUUCAACACAAGUGCAAUAGACAAUUCGAUGCCAUCCAUUGCAAACGAAACAAUUAAAAUUAUCACGAUGGCUUCACCUCAAAUUUGGCUGCGUGAAUCGAUUUCAGAGAAUGAACUUGAAGAAACGCAAUUCUUUGAGGCAAAUGAAGGAGAUUCAACAUUGUUUCAAAGCUAUUACUGUCCAAAUAAUGACGGCUCUACUACCUCUAAAGCCUCUAAACAGCCAUACGAAGCUCUUUUAUUCACAACUUUGGAUGAAAAGAAUUGGAUUCGAUUGAAAUUAAGAUCCUCUGUAGAUAAUAUGUCUAUCAAACAAAUUGAUUUCCUUAUCACUCGUAUUCAAAUUAUUUUAUCGCCUAUACAAAUUGCCUUUUUUAUGAAUUUAUUAAAUACAAUGUCUGUUAUGGAAGAGAGUUCAGAGAAAGUACCUGCUCUUUCAUCUCAAAUAAAUCAGCCACCACUAACAACUACAAAUAUGUUACUAGAGGACUUGGAUAUGUUCAAUGACAAACAAUAUGCAGAGCCAUCUCUUUAUAAACCCACUAACAUCUCUUUAUCAUCUUGUGGCCCAUCAUCAUCUUAUUCAUUAGAGCAAAAAAUUAAGGUUCAAAUGCCACUCAUAGAGAUCUUUUUACUCACUGAUAAUACGCCCAUCAUGGAACCAAGGAGAGACCAUAUUCGUUUUGCUAUUGAAAAUUUAAAUUUGAGGCUUCAAAGAUUUCCAGAAGCAUCAUCUUCUAUAAUAGAUAUUCGCAUAGCUAAUAUCGGCUUAGAUGAAUGGAUCGCUAAACCUAGUCAUUUCAUUAAGCCCUAUGCAUUUGUAUCCCCUCGUUCUCAAACUCAAUACGAAACUUACAUUCCCAUCAUUCAAUUUGAUAACAGAAUCAAGCACGACUAUCGACAUGAAGACAAGUUUCCAGCUUAUUAUCCACAAAACACCAAGUCUGAUCUUGGUCAAGAUCACUCUGUACGUAUUCGUAUAGAACAGAAGCAAGAAACAUUUGCAGAGGUAGUGUCAGAUGAACAAGACACUAAUGUAGAUAUACAGCCAUUUAAAAUAAUAAUUGAUCCACGUACCUUGGAUAGACUAGAGAAUUAUGUCAAUGUGAUAAUAGAUGAUAACAAACAAACAAAAGAAAGGACACACAGUCAUUCAGAAAGGAGACAAUCUGUGUUUGAUGACUUGGAGAUACAAGAAAAUAUAAAAAAACAAAAAGUUCGAAUUCGAUGUGCAUUUAUUCGAGUAUUAUUAAAUGUGCCGGAUAUGAGUCAAAUUACUACAAGAGAAGAGUUUAAUGAUCGUAUACAUGUAAGUCAAUUGAGUGUCGAUAUCAAGAAAUUAGUAGGUUCUUGGUCUUCUACAGUCAUGGACGAUCAUUCAUCUUCUAUAGAAAGUGAAGAUUAUUUUAGUAAUAAGCCAAGUAAACAUCCAAAUAAAUUAAACAUUGAAUUAAACUAUAUCAAUGUAUUUAUGCAGCAUACAGAAGAUGAAAUGGCAAAAUGUUGGUUUACAAUGAAAACAGUACAGGAAUCAAAUCAAAUCUUUGAUACACUUUCACCUACCAUUGAAAUUACAAUUCAAGACUCUCAAAUUUAUCCUACCACAUCGACUCGUUCUGGUUAUUUUGGUGCAGGAUCUGAUAUCCCAGAUAACUUGUUCAAUUUUUUGAGUAAAAAUGAAAAUUUUAAUAGUGAACAAAAAUUACAUCUACCUAUGGAUGAGCAAGCUGAAUCAGCAAUGAUUUUUAAACAAAGAACAAUAGAAACUUCAAUGUUUGCUAUCAAUUGUCAUUUCCCACAAGCAGAUAUGAACUUAACAAAGCCAUUAUGGGAUAAGAUUCAAAUUAUUCAGAAUGACUUGUUAUUAUGGCAACCUAGGUUCUUGCUUCGACAAAAAGAUACAAUCCCUGCGAAUCAUGACGGUCAUUCUUCUUCAAGUUCAGUAUUAGGAGAGCCAAUAGAUGAAGAUGAUUCUAGUCAAAUGCCAAGUUUAUUCUCUAUUGUAGCCUGUAUGUCUAAUGGUGUUUGGGAUAUUUCGACUGUUCCAGAACAUACAUAUCGUCUUCAGUUUUCUGAAUUCAAAUACUUUGCUGCUAUCAAGCAUCUAGGAAAGAAUGAAAAUAUUACAACAUUAGAUAUCGAGGACCUUGAUUUAUUUGAUAUAUCUAAUACAGAACCAAUAUAUUUAUUAUAUAAAACUAUACCCAAGAAAAUUCAUUCUAAACGAAGCACAUCCAUGAUUUCCCUAAUUUCAAAAUUAUCUUCAACUCCUAAACUUAACAAACUUACCAAAUUAACAAGUGUAGUCAUCUGUAAUUUAUGUUGGAAAGCAACGCUUAAUGUUGACUUUGUCACGGAGCUGGUUGAUUUCCAAAAGGCACCUGAAGAGAUGGUAUUCAUUGACCCCCCUACACAAUACACUAAAGUAUAUGCAUGCAUUCUAGAAACAUCCAUUGAUUAUGAACCUAUCUAUAGUCCUUCACGUGCUGUUAUCAUCUUGGAUGGCAUCCAAAUCAUCACUGAUAUACUUGCUGGACAGCCCAUCAUGACCAUAAAGACUUAUAUUCAAAGUACUGAACUUUAUCUUGUUGAUGAUAGGAAUGAGUUGAAUUUGACUCAAGUGCAUGAAUUACUUGAGGGGAAAAAAAGUGAUACAAGAAAUUAUUGGAUUACUUUAGGAUUCACUAAUACAUUAGCAUUUCAAAAUGUGGAAUUUGAAUUCAAGUUAAAAUUAGAUACCCAUUUCCCUGCACCUUCAGCUUAUCUAUCUUUAGUCAGUACAGACCUUAUUGUAGCUGUCAGUGCAGAUGCCUUCCAAACUUUAUUGAAUUUAGUGACCUAUAUCUCUAAUGAUGGAGAUUGUAUAAAAAGACAACCGUCAUCAUCUAAAGAGAAACCGCAACCCCGUCCGACCUACCCAUUUCAUGACAUGUUGGCUAGUAUCGAUGAGACAGCUUUCAAGUCUAAUCCGAUCAAGAUCUCACCACCUACUUUGAUCGAUAUGCCUGAUAUGGAAGAAUUCAGCUUUGUGGAGGAAUUCUAUCAUGCAGAACAUGAUCACAGACCACCAAAGCCACGUCGCAACAGGCAUCGUGCUACAUCAGAUGAUAUUGUUCGAGUACUCAUUCCAGAGGAUGAAGCCAAACAUUGUCUAGAUGUGAUUGAGGAUUUUUUUGGUGUCGAAAGGCAAGUCAAUAGCUCAGAAUCUCCAGUAGACAUCACUAAGGCCCUUCUUUCCUUGCGUAUGUCUAACGUCAAUAUUAUUUGGAAAUUGUAUGAUGGUUAUGAAUGGAAUUAUAUAAGAACUGAUCAAGGUCCCCCGCAUAAUACACCGCUUAUCGAGAUAAAAUUGACAUCCAUCUCCCUUGACUUUGAUUUGAUGCCAGCUAUAGAUCCCACUGCCUUCUUUUGGCAUUUACUUGUUAAGGAUGUCGAGAUCAUUGACCAUAUCCAAACAUCAGCAUGGAAAAAGUUCCUGGGUUAUAUGAGUUCUGAGGAACGUGAAAGAGAUGACUGUAUGGUUGAUGUUGAGUUAAUUAGCCUUAGACCUGUUCAAAACGAUUCACAGCAAGAGUUUAGAUUAAAGGUCAAAGUUUUACCUUUACGUCUUUAUGUAGAUCAGGAUGCCAUGCUAUUUUUACAAAAAUAUUUUUCAUUUGAUACAUCCUGUUUAAGGUCCACCUAUGCUGCGAAUCAAGCAAUCUUAACACCUGAAAAUGAAGACAAUAGUGGAAGUGGCAGUGGUAGUAGUAGUAGUGGUGGUGGUGAUAGUGGUGGUGGUGAAGAUGAGAGUUCACCACAAACAAACAAGCCUGGUCUAUUCUUUCAAUAUGUGGACAUUUAUCCUGUUACACUCAAGGUUGAUUAUAAGCCCAAAGCAUUCAACCUAAAAAAUUUUAGAGAAGGACAAAUUGCAGAGCUUGUAAACUUGUUUCGUCUUGAUGGAUCACAAUUGUCACUAAACCAUCUCAAGUUCACAGGUAUUCAUGGUUUAGAUAAUCUAUUGGAUCGUCUUGGUCAAGAAUGGUUACCUCAUAUCCUUAAUACUCAAAAGAUUAAGAUGGUCUCUGGUGUCUCACCAGUAAGAUCUCUUAUGAAUUUAAGUACAGGCGUAGCCGAUUUAGUCUUAUUACCUAUUCAACAAUACCGAAAAGAUGGUCGAAUAGUAAAAGGGAUUCAACGAGGCACUUCAUCAUUUGCUCGUGCAACGGCUGUUGAAGCAAUUAAAUUUAGUUCAAAAAUGGCAUCGGGUACACAAUUUAUCCUUGAACAUGCGGAUGGCUUUUUUUCAUCCCCUAAUACGACGACAGCCUCCAUGACUGAUCAUAACCAUCCUCUCCUUUCUUCCCAGUCAGAGCAAAAUAAGGCUACUUCAGAACAGACCGCUGUCUUUACUGCACCAACCACGGAAAAUAAGGUAGUCAUACGAUCUGUCCCAAUUUCUGUCAUCAAGCCCAUGAUUGGCCUCACAGCCUCAUUUCAGCAUAUCUUGACAGCACUAAGAAGCUCAAUAGAUCCUGUGAUGAGACUACAGAGUGAAGAUAAAUACAAGAAACCAAAAUAAUAUCUCUAAGCCACAAAAAUUAGUACUAGAUCUCCUAUUCAUUCAUAUUAUUUUAGUUCGAAUGUCAUAUUAUACACAUUUAUUAUUUAAUUUUUUUUUCUUUUAUCUUUUUUUUUUUCGAGAUU
This is a messenger RNA of Cokeromyces recurvatus, 5453 nucleotides long. RefSeq lists its product as uncharacterized. Gene Ontology annotation, cellular component: extrinsic component of membrane; phagophore assembly site. Gene Ontology annotation, molecular function: phosphatidylinositol-3-phosphate binding. The coding region runs from base 127 to 5328 and encodes 1733 amino acids. Lineage: Eukaryota; Fungi; Mucoromycota; Mucoromycetes; Mucorales; Mucoraceae. The record is from RefSeq and is a predicted model, not a curated record. The transcript has 8 exons. Gene Ontology annotation, biological process: piecemeal microautophagy of the nucleus; autophagosome assembly; reticulophagy.